CAUCUCCUCCAAUCACAACGCCGGUUGACCCAACCUUCUCCUCAUCUCACCAUCUCAUCGAUCCUAUAACAUCGCUAUUACCUGUAACUCACAUUAGGAACGGUAUAUCUGACAAGUGCGGGCGGCAAGGUUCUCAGUUCUGAUGGAAAUAGCAACCCAACGCUUCCAUAACUUGACAUUCAGCUGUUGAACUAUUUCAAAAUGAGAUCUUCUACAGAGCUUCCAUUCCGCGUCUUGACGAAUAACAUUCGUUAUGCAACGAAGUCGCCAUUUAAGGGAGAGAAACCGUGGGAAGGGCGCAGGCAGCCACUCCUAAAUCAGCUGCUGUAUAACACCCGCAAUCAAGACGCUUUCAUCUGCCUACAGGAAGUUCUCCAUAACCAGCUCAUCAAUAUACACUCCGGGCUGAAUCGUAAACAUUCCACAGUCUCCGCCAAAGCUGAAGACAAUACGUGGGCGUAUAUCGGUGUCGGGCGAGAUGAUGGACAUGAAGCUGGUGAAUACUCUCCUAUCUUCUACCGACCGUCGGUCUGGCAGCUCCGACAUUGGGAAACAGUCUGGUUGUCUGAAACGCCGCAUAUCCCCUCCAAAAGCUGGGAUGCAGCGUCCAUCCGCAUUGUAACUAUUGGUGUUUUCACACAUCAUACAAGUCGUCAGACUAUUCUGGCGAUGAACACCCAUUUGGACGACCAAGGAUCCCGUUCUCGUUUUGAAGCCGCCCACAUUAUCCUUCGAAAGAUUGAUGAGUACCAGAGUGGAGAGUACAAAGAUGUCAUUUCCGCUGUAUUCCUUACGGGUGACUUGAACAGCGAAGAGACACAAGAGGCCUAUUCGGUGUUAACAGGGAGUGAGUCCACUCUGGUUGACGCUGCAAAAGCGGUCGAUCCGGCGGAGCACUACGGUAACCAUUUGACCUGGACGGGUUUCGGCUACGAGAAAGAAGACCCUUCUCGUAUCGAUUACGUCCUCUUAGGACCAGGGCCCGUGAAGGUGCUUAGCAAUGGAGGCCAGCCAUGGAAGGUGGAGGGGUAUUCCGUGUUGGCCAAUCGAUUUGACGAUGGUGUGUUUAACUCAGACCAUCGAGCGGUUGUUGUUGAUGUGAGAUUAUGCAGCUAGACGAAGAACAUGCCCGCAAACCCAUGGCCAACGCGACCCGAAGGACAGGCUGCCAUAGAUCAAACUCAGGGAUGCAAACAAGAUGGUUACAUGGUUACCUCUCCUGGGGUUCCAAUGCAACUGAUGUAAUUAUGGAGAAAGAUCAAUACCGUACCUAUACAGAAAAUCGAAUCCACUGUGAAGUAAUCC
Molecule: messenger RNA, 1305 nt
Organism: Aspergillus pseudotamarii
Lineage: Eukaryota; Fungi; Ascomycota; Eurotiomycetes; Eurotiales; Aspergillaceae
Product: endonuclease/exonuclease/phosphatase family protein
Exons: 1
Coding region: 202-1116 (304 amino acids)
Molecular function (GO): 3'-5'-RNA exonuclease activity
Source: RefSeq, a predicted model, not a curated record